This is a messenger RNA of Aquila chrysaetos chrysaetos, 829 nucleotides long. It is a transcript of the gene EEF1B2, whose product is annotated as eukaryotic translation elongation factor 1 beta 2. Lineage: Eukaryota; Metazoa; Chordata; Aves; Accipitriformes; Accipitridae. The record is from RefSeq and is a predicted model, not a curated record. Gene Ontology annotation, molecular function: guanyl-nucleotide exchange factor activity; translation elongation factor activity. The coding region runs from base 119 to 793 and encodes 224 amino acids. The transcript is spliced from 6 exons. Gene Ontology annotation, biological process: translational elongation. Gene Ontology annotation, cellular component: eukaryotic translation elongation factor 1 complex; cytosol.
AGAGCGGCGGAGGGAUACCGGCCGCUAUAUAAAGGCGGCGCAGGGGCUGCUGGGCCUCUUUGCGCGGCGGUCGGGCUCGGGGCGCGGGCGGGAGCGUGUGUGCCGCGCCGCCGCCGUCAUGGGCUUCGGGGACCUUAAGUCCGCCGCCGGCCUCCGGGUCCUCAAUGAUUUCUUGGCUGACAGGAGCUAUAUCGAGGGGUACGUCCCUUCUCAGGCUGAUAUAGCAGUCUUUGAAGCAAUCGCUGCCCCACCUCCUGCAGACUUGUUUCAUGCUCUUCGGUGGUACAAUCAUAUUAAGUCGUACGAAAAGCAAAAGGCAAGCUUGCCAGGAGUGAAGAAGGCUUUGGGGAAAUACGGUCCUGCUGAUGUUGAGGACACAACAGGUGCAGCCACAGAUAGCAAAGAUGAUGAUGACAUUGAUCUUUUCGGGUCUGAUGAUGAGGAGGAAAGUGAAGAAGCAAAGAAACUGAGGGAAGAACGUCUGGCCCAGUAUGAAUCAAAGAAGUCCAAAAAACCAGCUGUUGUUGCCAAGUCAUCAAUCUUGCUCGAUGUGAAACCUUGGGAUGAUGAGACAGACAUGGCCAAACUAGAGGAGUGUGUUCGAAGCAUUCAAGCAGAUGGCUUGGUCUGGGGAUCGUCCAAGCUAGUACCAGUUGGCUAUGGUAUCAAAAAGCUUCAGAUCCAGUGUGUUGUUGAAGAUGAUAAAGUUGGAACAGAUAUGCUGGAAGAGAGAAUAACAGCUUUUGAAGAUUAUGUACAAUCAAUGGAUGUAGCUGCUUUCAAUAAGAUUUAAGUCUUGAUAUAUCUAGAAUAAAUGUAAUUGCAAAAA